ACAAAAUACUAGGUGGGCUGUCGAAUUUACCGAAGUAUCACGCUUGUGAAGGAAAACCGCAACUGUUACACAUGUACUGUAGGAUAGGGUAGGUCUGUACCUACAGCAUCAUGGCAUCUGCAGUCACACCAUUUAGGACUCCGGGCACUACCCCAUGGCCAUCAAGACGUCAUAUGCCAUACACAAAGACGCCAACAUCCAGAAGAUUAACUUGUAAAACUCAUCGAAGGUUUCCAAGACUACGUAAUGAAAGGUUACAAGUUUCAAGAAUCAAAGAGCUUGUUGACAAGACAUGGAAAGUUUAUAAAGCAACUCCUUUUUUUAACUUCUCUUACAAAUCAGAAGGACUGAAAAGAUAUUCACGACAUUUAUCUGCUCAUUUAGAGGCUGAAAGUAGCAAGAACAUAGUUGAUGUGGAGGGGGAGUUAGGUGAACAUGGAACAUUUGAAAUCAUGAACGGCGUUGCACUCAGUGAAAGUGAUGUGGAGGCUGUUGAAAUCACUGUCAAAACUAAAAAGCAAAAUGGCAACGAAGAUGGUAAAGUUGUACUGAUCGGUGUGCUGUGUUCUGUGGAAAUAGCUGAAGAAUGUGUUAUUAAAAACAAACAAUUCACUAAUUUACCAGUGUUUUUAGUCAAAGGCAAUGUUGCUGUCACUAGACAUGUGAUAAAUUUCUUACAGGCACAAUUUGAUUCCAAUAUUAUCGCAAUGCAUUUCCCUCCAAUGGAACUUGCCUGGAUGAUAGCCAUGUGGACGGGAUUUAUCCCAGAUGCUGAAGAAUCCAAUGUGGCUACCUCAAGGAACAUCCCACUUGAACUUGUGUACCGUGUUCCUGAAGAGAUUGAAGGUCUAAGGACAAUCACAAUGACAAUAAGAGCACAAGAUGCCAAGAAAAUGUGGAAAUGUGUGCAUAAUGCAGAUUCUGAAGAAUUCACCAAUGAAGAGAUGAAUUCUUUUAUACAUGGAAUAGAACAACAUUUUUAUUAUCACUUCAAAAUUAAACUGGCUGCAAUGUCAUUACAUACAAUAAGGUGCAGCAUUGCGUCUGUAGACACUGAUGGAAGGUUAAAGAUAUUGUCAAACACAAGUGUUCAUGAAGUCCUUCGGCAUGUCACUCAACUCAUAGUUGACAGUAUGCCACCCAGCAUUUGUGUAUCGUAAACAAAUAUUCUUCUAGAAUUCUAUAUAUUUCAAACAUGCCACAUUAGAAUGUUAUUAUAGAUUUUCAAAUCUUGAAUAUAAGUCUUCUUUUUUAAUAUCCACUAUUUUUCAAACAUAUAUGUCUACCUGUUUGGUUGAAUGAUUCAAGAUGGCUGCCCGGAAGCUAUUUUUUAAAACUUUUCUAAUUUAUCAUUUCUAUGUC
Saccoglossus kowalevskii is the source of this 1362-nucleotide messenger RNA. Its product is annotated as centromere protein L-like. The record is from RefSeq and is a predicted model, not a curated record. NCBI's taxonomy places the organism in Eukaryota, Metazoa, Hemichordata, Enteropneusta, Harrimaniidae.